This is a messenger RNA of Closterium sp. Naga37s-1, 278 nucleotides long. NCBI's taxonomy places the organism in Eukaryota, Viridiplantae, Streptophyta, Zygnematophyceae, Desmidiales, Closteriaceae. The record is from the annotation of a GenBank genome assembly.
CUUCACCCUCCGCCUGCUGCCAGUGGAAACCACGUGCUACGCCUCCCAGGAGGAGAUUGCCACGGCCAUUCGACCUCUCCUUGCCGCCCACUUCCCUCCGAUCGCCCAAUCAUCAAUCGACAUGUCAGAAGUCCAGCCGAAGGGAUCAACGUUCGGAAUCAUAUUUGAGAAGCGAUCCAACGAAGGGCUUGAGAGGCACUGUAGCCAAGCUGGUGCCCGCUCCGCAUAAAGUGGACCUCCGGAAACCGGACAAUACCAUGAUGCUGCAAGUGGUGAAG